Molecule: messenger RNA, 814 nt
Organism: Athene cunicularia (burrowing owl)
Lineage: Eukaryota; Metazoa; Chordata; Aves; Strigiformes; Strigidae
Gene: YIPF7
Product: Yip1 domain family member 7
Exons: 6
Coding region: 22-768 (248 amino acids)
Biological process (GO): vesicle fusion with Golgi apparatus; endoplasmic reticulum to Golgi vesicle-mediated transport
Cellular component (GO): trans-Golgi network
Source: RefSeq, a predicted model, not a curated record
UUCAUCAAAUACCUUAAAAAAAUGUCAGAUUUCGAGCAGUUUCACUUUGACUUUUACCAGUCCAAUUAUACCAUAGAUGACCAGGAAGAAAACCUCAGUGGAAGCAGAAAGAUCCAGACAGAAGAGAAUCCUCCAACUGGUGCUUUUGCCCUAUCAGAAAAGCUUCCCUUCCCUCAGAGUUACACGGGCCAGAUUUUGCAGCCAAUGUACAGCCCUGACACUCUUUCUCAUCUUAGUUAUGCUGAUGGAUUUGACGAGGAACCUCCUUUGCUAGAAGAACUUGGGAUCAAUUUUGAGCAUAUAUGGCAAAAAACAUUAACAGUUCUAAAUCCAAUGAAGCCUGCAGAUGGCAGCAUUAUGAAUGAGACAGACCUCACCGGACCUAUGGUUUUCUGUUUGGCCCUUGGAGCAACAUUGCUGCUGGCAGGAAAAGUUCAUUUUGGCUAUGUGUAUGGCAUGAGUGCCAUUGGGUGCCUUGCUAUACAUGCCCUACUGAACUUGAUGAGCAUCCCAGGAGUCUCGCAUGGCUGUGUUGCAAGUGUCUUGGGCUAUUGCCUGCUGCCCAUGGUGAUCCUGUCCUCUUCUGCAGUCAUCUUCUCGCUACAGGGGACCCUGGGAACUUUGUUAGCUCUGUUUAUUAUUGGAUGGUGCAGUUUGUCAGCCUCCAAAAUUUUUACCUCUGCAUUGGCAAUGGAAGGACAGCAGCUUCUUAUUGCAUACCCAUGUGCUUUACUUUAUGGGCUUUUUGCACUUCUAACAGUUUUCUGAGAUGUAUUUUCUGGUAGCCUUGUUACAGUCUGUUUAUGGUUCUUGG